UUGGGGACCUGGGUCGAUAACGCCAGCCAUCCAAGCUCCAGAUGUCCACCUGUGAGAGUGCACUCCCGUGGGGCAAGGGAGAUGGUUACGAGCAGCCCUUGUGGAGAGAAACUUCUUUCCCCAAACCGGAGGCCUACUAUUUUAUUUCCAUAUGGAACGUGAGGACUAGGUUUCCAGCGAUCCGACUACCAUGCCGGCGAAGAAGAGGCUUCGCCUAUCGGCCUUGGAAUCCGACGUGCCCUCCGGCCCGGAUCUCAUCGGCCUCCUUCCGGACUGCAUCCUCACCCAGAUCCUUUCCCUCCUCUCCCUCAAAGAAUCCGCCCGAACCAGCGUCCUCUCCACCCGCUGGCGCCACCUCUGGACCCUCGUACCCCUCCGCCUCCUCGACGACGACUCCCUCCACUUCGAGCGAUCUCCCUGUCGGAGCUCCCACGCGCCGCGUUCCCUUACCGACGAGGCGUCCUGGUGCGCCCGCUCCAUCACCCAAAUCCUCUCCUCCCACCCCGGACCCAUCCAUAGCUGCCGCCUUGUCCGCCGCUUCUCCGACCUCCCCACCGUCGACGGCUGGAUCCAAGCCCUCACCCAAAGAGACAUCCACCAAUUCUUCGUAUGCUUCUUCGGCGACCCGGAGCCCCAUUUCUUGCCAUCUUCCCUCCUUCGCUGCGAGUCCCUGCGAAAGCUGAAUCUCGGUAACUGCCGCUUCCCAAGGUCUCGUCUCCCAUCCCCAACUUUCCCCAACCUCCGAGAUCUAACCCUGCGCCUUGCUUCCCUAACCAAUGGAGACAUCACCGACUUGCUGUCCAAUUGCCGGGCCCUCCAGAGCUUAGCUUUGCUCGGGUGCACCGGCCUUUCCAGUAUCACCAUCCGUUCGCCGACUCUCCGUAGCCUGACGCUGAACAAAGCCAAUUCGAUCCUGAGGCUCGCCGUCGAAGAAGCCCCGAACCUUGAGCGCUUGAUGGUUAGCGAAGCCACGAUGCAGGAUACAGCGAUAGAGAUUGUCAAUGCCCCAAAGCUGCAAUCUUUAGGCUGCCUUUGUAUGAAUCUUAGUAAAUUCGAGUUCAGAAAGCCUCGUAUCGAGGAUGCCGGAAGGGUAUUCGACUCGAGUACUCUGGUGCAUAGUCUGAAAAUUCUGGGCAUUAGGGUGGAUUUCAAUGAAGAGUAUCAGAGAUCCAAUGUGUCUCGCUUGCUCAAAUGCUUUCCUUGCCUGGAAAGAUUGGAUGUUGAGGUUGUCGACAUGGGCUGGACAUAUGCUCUUCAGGAUUUGGAUUAUUGGGAGCGACAAGGUUCCUUCGAUUGCAUUGAUCAACAUUUAAGAAGUGUGACGCUGAAAGGUUUUUUAGGCCAUGCAGCUGAUCUGGGGUUCGUCAGGUUUCUUAUUUCAAAAGCACGGGUGCUCGAGGUGAUGACUCUUUAUUGUCCGUCUGCUUCCAGGAAGACAUGGGCAAAAGAUAAGAGAAGCUAUCUAUGCCUUGAUAAUAGAGCUUCUUUUGAUGCUCGAGUAAUUAUUGCGAGUGACUUUAAUCUCCGUGAUGGCUUUCAAACUUGGGAUUCCUUAUUAGAUGAUAGGUCCAAGAAACCCAUGGCGCCGAACAGGAGGGAGAAGGGAAACACCGUCUCCGACUCCGACCCGCAUUUCAGUGGCGGAGGAGUCGCUGCCGAUGGCUUCGACCGAUUCGGAACCCUCCCGGACUGCCUCCUCGUCUCCAUCCUUUCCCUCCUCCCCAUCGAAGACGCCGUCCGGACCAGCGUCCUCUCCACCCGGUGGCGCCGCCUCUGGACCCUCGCCCCCCUCCGCCUCCUCGACGACUCUGCCCUCCGUUCGGAGAAAUUCCCCAACAAGAAGCUCUUGGCCUUCCGCGCGUUCCACGACGAGGAGCAAUGGCGCACCCAGGAGGGUUGGCGGGUCCGCGCCAUCGACGGCGUCCUCUCCGCGCACGCCGGCCCCAUCCGGAGCUGCCGCCUCUCCCGCGUCUACUUCCACAUCCCCCUCCUCGACGGCUGGAUCCAAACCCUAAGCCAGAAGGGCGUUCAAGAUCUCGCCAUCCUCAUCCCCAUGGAGAAGCGCUUCUACCUCGUUCACCCUUCCCUCAUCGCAUGCCAAUCCCUUCAGUCCUUAGAGCUGUGCUACUGUCGGAUCUUGAAACCCACUCAGCCGCGCCCCAAUCUUGUCAAUCUCAGAGUUCUGAAUCUGAAGCGGAGUCUCGUAACGGAUGCCGCCAUCAAUGACUUGCUGUCCUGCUGCCCAGCCCUGCAGAGCCUAGCUCUCGUCCACUGUGCUGGCCUCCGGCGCAUCCAUCUCCGCUCCCCUACCCUCUGCAUCAUGAUGCUGGAUGAUUACUCCUGGGAGGUCGAAGAGCUUUUCGUUGUCGAUGCCCCAAAUCUUGAGCACCUGAUGCUAGGCAAGAACACGACAAGAAGGACGCACGUAAAAGUUCUCAAUGCGCCCAAGCUGGAGCUGCUGGGUUUUCUUGAUAUGAGCAUCAAGAUGCUCCAGUUGGGCAGCACUACUUGUUUUGAGAAAAGCAUGGUUACAUUGAGUACUGUGGUGCAUAGCCUGAAAAAGCUAGCCAUUAGAGUGGAUUUUAAUGACGAUCUUCAGGCGGAUAUAGUAUUUGACUUGCUCAGAUGCUUCCCUUGCCUGGAAACAUUGGAUGUCUUGAUUGCGGACAUGGAUGACGAUGACGAGCCAGAUGUGGAGUAUUGGAAGCAGCAAGUUUCCCUUGAUUGUCUUGAUCAUCAUCUGAAAAGUGUGACACUGAAGGGUUUUUUAGGACAGAGGACUGAUUCGGGGUUUGUUAACUUUCUUAUUGCAAAAGCACGAGUGCUUAAGGUGAUGACUCUUAUUUCUGUGCAUGCUUGGAAAGAGGGAUGGGUAGAAACCGUACAGCAAGGCCUGUGCCUUCAGAAUAAAGCUUCUAUAGAUGCUACAGUAGUUUUCAUGAAAGAAAAGCAUGAGAUUAAUCAAUUUCAACCUUGGAGUUCACUAUUUUGAACAGUAGCACCACUGUUUCGAACAAGAUUUCGAGAUCUUUGAAAUCAGUUGGGCAUUUGGUUUUCCUUUCGGGUGGGGAACAGCUUGCUACUUUGCCUACCAUAAAUUUGGCAGCCAUUCUGCCCCGAGAGGUAGAGAGCUUUAAGUUUGGUUUGACUUAGUGUACGAUGGCUUCUCCAUCAAUGUUGUUAAGAUAUUUGUUAUUAGAAAGCUCUAUGGAAGUUAUUUUCAUUGUUCUAUUCUGGAAAUCAUAAUUUUACUGUUGUUCUUCAUAUGAACCUUUUCAUUUAGGUUAUCACAUCCUCCUAGAAAAUGGAACAAACUUUGCAUCUGAUUUUCAUAUUUAAAAUUUAGGAGGUGCCCACAUUUGCCAGCUUCGGAUUUUUACUAUUGUUUAUGAGAUUGUGAACUUACAUGUUAGUGGACAAUUUGCUUCUUCAGUGGCUCAGCAUGAGGGAAUAGAAUUACAAAUGAUGGAUGUCUUUUGU
Messenger RNA from Elaeis guineensis (African oil palm), 3480 nucleotides. RefSeq names its product F-box/FBD/LRR-repeat protein At1g13570. Gene Ontology annotation, molecular function: protein binding. NCBI's taxonomy places the organism in Eukaryota, Viridiplantae, Streptophyta, Magnoliopsida, Arecales, Arecaceae. The record is from RefSeq and is a predicted model, not a curated record.